AAUUUUCUGUUAAAAUAGUUUCAAAAUUACAGUAUAAAAAUGUUUCAAGUCUUACUUUUCCAAAUAGAUGAGGAGCGUGAUAUUGGAAAUAACCCUUUACACAUUCAGCUUUAUCAAAGAGCACUCUCCAGAGGUUUUGAAACAGAUAACACUGUAAGGGUGAACGUAGUUGGAAACUUUGCACAAGGGAAAACCUCCUUAACACAAUCACUUGUUGGAAAGACGUGUCCAACUGUUCAAAGCACAAAUGGAGUAGAAAUCAAUCACUGCAAAUAUUUUGAAGUAAAUGGUGAUGUGACGUUAUUCCAAACAACUACGCCACAUGAUAUGGACAUUAUCGAUCGCAUUGCUGAAGUCGCUAAGAAUGAGGAGCCAACAGAGAAUUCUUUAGAACUUCAAGAACGCGCAUCACAGUCUGAAAAUAAAGAAGUUAUUGACAGUGCAUCACGAAUUUUGUAUAGAAAAACACAAGCGGAAAGCACUGAUAAUACUAGAAAAAAUACAAAAUCAUCUUUGACACCGAAAGAAGUACAGAAAUUUUCGACUCUCCUGACAUCUAAACAAUUUGCGCGUGGUGUAGAUGGAAAUUUUGAAAUAUGGGAUUUUGGUGGCCAGUUUGUCUUCUAUGCUACUCACACCAUAUUCCACAGCAAUCGUGCUGUGUAUUUAUUGGUUUUUGACUUAUCAAAACCAUUGUCGAUGGUCGUAUUAGAUACUGAAUAUCCUAUGGAAACAGGUGACAAAACAAUGGAACAUUUCAUUAAGUUUUGGAUGAACUCCAUUCAUUCAUAUGUCGGGUCAAACGACGGUUCAAAUCCGCCGGUUAUUCUUGUCGGAACGCAUAAAGAUAAAUUAUUAGGAACGGAAAAUGAAAAAAAUCAAUAUGCAGAAGAAUAUUUUGAAAAAAUAAGAACAUUGUUUGAAAACACACCUGUUAUCAAUCAUAUUCAUAAAAAAGAUUUUGUAGUCAAUAGCACUGAUCCCGACGACAAGGAAAUUGAAGAAUUGCGAAAGGCAAUAAUACAUAUUAGAAAACAUUCUAAACUCAAAGUUCCUGCAAGAUGGAUUGCCCUUGAAAAAGAAUUAGUACAGAUAAGAUACAAGAAGAUAAUUCCAUUCAGCAAAGUGGUGGAAAUCGAUUCACAAAAUGAUUUCCCGCUAAAGGAAGAAGAAGAAAUCAAGUUGUUCCUACUGUAUCACCACAGGAAAGGCACAUUGUUUUUCUUUGACGAAGAACCGAUAUCACGAUACGUUGUACUUGAUACACAAUUCCUCAUUGAUGCGUUCAGGUGUAUUGUGACAUCAGAGAGAUUUUGCAGAAAGGAACCACAAUAUCGCAGUCUUUGGAAGCUUUUGCAAAAAGAAGCAAAGCUGACAAUGGAGCUAAUUGAGAAAUGUUUCGAUUCCAAUAGUGAGUUAUCCAAAUUUAAGAAUGAAAUUUUGAUGUUUAUGCAAAGGCAUUACAUCAUAUCUGAAGUUUCAAGUUUCGAUGAGAUAACUUGGAAAUAUAAUCCUCUCGGUUGGUAUAUUGUCCCUAUUUUUCUAAGAAACCACAGUGACAACAAGACACUUAAAGAGUUCCUUUCAGGAAAGAAACAGACAACCUUAAGGUUUCUGAUGGCAUUUCAAUACUCCCCUGUUGUACAAAUUGUAUACUGUUGUCUCAUUGCUGCUAUGGUAGCAAAGUGGUCAGUUGUCCAAAUAGGCGUAUCAAAACAAAGAAAGGAGUUAUUGCUGUACGAAAAUUUAGGAGUCUUUAGAUUGGACAGCCAAAAUGCUGGAGUUGUUGAACUACAGCAGAACAGAAUUGAGAUGCGUGUAAUUAACCUUUGCACAUCUCAAAAUGUGAACAAUACAGCAGACAAGUUCAGACGCUUUGCAGAGUCAGUGGUCAUCAGUGAAUUCAAUAAACUACGAGAGUCAUCCACAUUCCAAGAUAAGCCUUUCCAGACAUGUUUUAGGUGCAACAAUGAAAGUCAUGGUCUAAAUGGAAGUCAGGAAAUCUUUCAAUUGGAAAACCUUAAAGGUAAAAGCAUUGAACCCUGCCUUGAUAUGCCAGUCAAUCACGUAAUACACACUCAGCAGGCACUUUCCGAAUGGUUCGAAGAAAUCUCUACGAUAGGACUAACAGAAGACUGUCAGUUAAAUGAGAAACAAUUGAGCAAAAUAGCACAAUCAAUUGGUUACAACUGGGAACUCCUUGGAAGUGAACUUGAUUUGAACAUGGGCGAAAUCGAUCACAUAUCAAUGGACAAUAACACUAGCAGAAUGAGGAUCUUCAAAAUGCUGUUGAAAUGGAAAGCUAAGCAGCAAGAAAAUGCCACCGUCAAUACUCUUUUACAAGCUAUGAAAUCAACAAAGUCACUUACCGUUGAAUGGGAUGAAGUGAUGAAUAUUGUUGAGCAAAUAGCAUCAACAAAAGAGAAAUAAUCACACGUCUUUGAAUGAGUCAUCUGCACUAUAUGAUUCAAGAAAAAUAAGUACAACAUUCAAGUUUCGACGUUAUGAUUCAACAAGACUGCUGCGUAGCAUAUUGAAUAUGCAACAAAACUGAUAAAACCAUGUGCUACUUUCUUUUUCAAUAAAUUAGAAUCAAAGUUAUAACGUUUCAUAUUUGGUGCAAAUACUGUGUGGAAUUCAUCAACUGCAACAACCAAUGUAAUUCAAAUAUUAUUUUGUAUUUGUCCGUUGGUUUCACAUUCACAUAUAAAACAAACAAGUAAACUAAAACAAGCAUUGAUUAAAGGGGCGUCCUUGGCCGAGUGGUUAAGGUCGUUGACUUCAAACCACUUGCCCCUUACCGCUGUGGGUUCGAAUCCCGACUGGGAAUUUGAAUAGUCUCAUGUGAGGAAGCUAUCCAGCUAGCUUACGGAACGUUAGUGGUUAUACUCAGGUACCCGUUCGCGUACCUAAAAUAAAGCACGGAACGGCACCUGAUAUCUUCAUCCACAAGAAAAGCUGGAACGUCGCCAUAUGACCUAUAAAGUGUAGGUGUGACGUUAACCUCAAUUAAACAAACAAUAAACAAGCAUUGAUGUAUAUAAUUUAUAUAAUUCUAGGUAUAAUUGAACAAAAUAAUUGUACUUGUGUAAAUUUAACACUGAGAAUGAUUUCAACACAUUCAAAUUGAUACCGAGAAUAUUGAUAGAAACUAUAUGUGUACAAUAUGAAUAUUUACGGACACUUGUUGUUUAUGUCCUUAUCACACUUAUUAUUUUGUUUAUAUCCCCGAAAUGUUUUCAAAAUACAUCAGUAUUUUACCUCCCCUUUGAAAAAUAUUCAAAGAUGAUAUCUAGCAAAGUGAAAAAAGCAGACUCAUUCUUGUUUUACGAUAUUUAAUCAAAAUUGUAAGUUUCUCAAUACCAAGGAAUAAAACCAAUUAUUAAAUAUACCUAUAAGUUUUAUCACGAAAAUACAUGCAAUUCAUGAAGCACAAAUAUGACGAAUUCAGGCAUGGUAACAUUUGCAAAAAUUUCGUUUGCACCUGCCAAUUAUUAAUUUUAUUACUAUAAACUAUGCUUAUAGCCAACUCAUAUUCAAAAUUUGGUCAUUAUAUCAAAAAAUUCGUCUUAGCAUAUAACAGAUAAGUUCCAUAUAGCAGAAGUUUUCAUAGGGAACCAAGUCUUUAUAACGAACUUAAUGUCUACAAUCAUCUCCCUUUUCUGAUUAAGAUAUAUUUGUAUAACUCAUUUGGUCAUUAUUAUCUCAUUUUCAUUAACUUUUCUUACAUAGAAAAAGUACGUAUUAAAUGAUUCGACUGUUACUUUAAAUGACCAGCAUGAUGUAGAAAAUGUAUUCAUAAACAACGCCAAUUAAAAUGAAUAGUUAUACUUAAAAAGUACUUAUACAUAUAUAACAUGAUGUACAUAGAUAAAUAUCAGGGUUCAAUUUCGGAUAUAUUUUACUGGUAUUUUUUAAUACAUUAACAUUGCUUUUAAGAUCACCUGAGGCCCACCCAUUGUCCGUCGUCCAUCGUCCGUCAGUCCGUGCUUCAACAACUUUUUAAACAACUUCUUCUCCUAAACCACUUUGACAAAUCUGUUGAAACUUUGCAUAAAUGGUCCUUGCAUAAAUUUUUACCAAUGUUGUUCCAAAAAUUGUAUUCGAUAAAGACCUCUGGUUGCCAUGGCAACAAAAAACAACAACAACAAACAACUUCAAAUAUCUUCUUUUAAAAAUCCAAAAAGCUAUAGCUUAGACCAUCUUCUAGUGAGUGUUCACAGAGUUUGUUAAAAUUGUAGCCCUUAGGUCAAAAUUGACCCCGCUCCCUGGGAGCGGGAGGGGGACGGUAAUUGAUUUUCAUAAUAUAUGUAAAGUAAAAACUAAAAAUAAUCUGAAGAACUAGAGCUUAGAUAUUUAGCAUGAUACAUCUUCUAGUAAGUAUCUUCCAUGUUUUUUCAAAUCAAAGCCCUUGGUAUGAAAUUGGCCCCGUCCCUGCGUGUAAUUGAUUUUUUCAAAUAUGUCUAUAUCUAAAAAAAUCUUCUUUUUAAAAAUCUCAAAGAGAAAGAGCUUGGAUAUUAAGCAUGGAACAUCUUCUAAUUGGUGUCUUCCAAGUUUGUUCUAAUAAAAGCGCUGGGAUAAAAAUUUGCAUGAAACAUCUUAUUUUAGGUGUCUACCAAGAAUGUGAAAAUGAAGGCACUGGGGUCAAAAUUGUCCCGCCGGGAGGAGGGGGGGGGGGGCAUUAAUUUUCCUUUUAUGUACAUAGUAAAAACUUGACAAGAAUCUUCUAUUAAAAAUCCCAUAGAGCUAAUUAGAUAUGAAGCAUGUAUAAUAUUAUUAUGUGUGUAUACCAUGUUUGCUCAAAUAAAUGCCCUGGGGUCAAAAUUAAUCACUACAAAGAGAGUUAUAGAUUCUCCUUAUACAUGUUUGUAUAUAUAUUGUGUAGUAAAAAAUAAAAUCUUCUCUUAAAAAGCCAAAAUGCUAGAGGUUGGAUUUUAAGCAUGAAAAAUCUUCUUUUGGAUGACUAUUUAUUCAAAAGCCCUGGAGUCAAAAUUGGCCCCGCCCCAGGUGUUCAUUGAUUUUUCUUAUAUGUACACAUCUUUUGGAACUGUUGUUUUCCCUUAGAAAGAGCAACCAGUAAUGCUUUUACACAUGCUCUUUUUCAGUUAAAACUAUGUAAUUUGUGACAUCAGUUUUAGAUUUAGAUUUUAUAUCUGCUUUGUUAAUAGAAUACAAUUUUUCUUGUUCCUAAUUAUGGAGAGUUUUAUAUUCGUUUGAGCUAUUUCAGGGCCAUUGUGAUUCUCUUAGAUAUUAACAACUCUUAAAAUUACUUGCCGUUGCUAUAGCGGUGAUUAAAAUUUGAAAAUAUCAGUGACAAAUUGCAUAACCGAGUAUUUGUAUAUGAAAACUAUGUACAUGAAGUUCCCUUUUGUUUGUAAAACGUAGUUUCUUAUAACCAGAAAUUUGCUCAAACAGUACUUGCUAUAAGUGAUGUUUACUGUACAUUUUAUUCUCUUAAAAUGUUAGGUAUGAAAUAUAUGUAUGAUAGUUUCGAACAGUAAUUUUUCUGAGAUUUUGUAUUUUGCUACGGACAGCGUCGACAAUCCAUGUAUAUUGCGAGAUAUUGUUCAGUUUUCUUGCUUAUAUUUCUCUACUGUUUAUUUUUCUUUAAAUAUGAAGGCAUUUCCUUUUGUAAGCCUCCACCUUCAAUCAUUUUAGCAUUUAAAGCCAUGCAAGUUUGCGGCAGUGUCUGUUUAUUUCAUUUAUUUGUUAAUGUAACAAAAUGCUUAAUCAAAUGAAAUAAUAAUGCAUUCGUUAAAAGAGAAAUUGAAUAAGUAUUUAAACGCAAUAUUUGCUAACAUUGAAAGAAUAUUUAUGUGCUAAUUUUCAAUGAUGACUUUUUGAAGAUCUUUUCAUAUUUAGUGAAUACAUGUACAGAAUUGUGCCUUUGUAAAACGUAACAGAUAACUGUAUCUGUUUCAUGUAUUAAAAUGAAAGUCCUCCUUACGCUCAAUGUAAAUAACAAUUUAAAGAAAUAUUUUAAUGAUUUCGUUGUGAGUUUUAAUGAGUGUUUAAUGUGUAAUCAUUUGUUCACUGUGACAAAGGAUUUUGUUUUUUUUACAUAGCUAGCACGCAUUGUAAUGUAGCAUCAUUUAUCAUUAUACAGUUGCAUUGUUUGUCGAGGUCAAUGUAUAGUUUGAUUUAUUUGUAACUCGAUUUUAUCUCCCCAAAAGUCACUAUUCAAGUUCGAAGGAAUAUUUACCAACCUCAGCAUAAGUUUUAAAUAAAAUAUUAUUGAACACCUAGCCUUUAGAUUUUUUCAAAUGAAAACGAAUUAUAGACUUAAUUUUACCAGAUACAAAUCCUUUAGAAAAUUUAAUUUCUAGUGGUCAUCACUGGUAGAAUCCUUUGAACAGAUACUUACAUUAAAUGAAAUACACACUUUUAUUCUACUGUUUCCAUUUUCAUGUUUUAAUUGUUAUAGAAAAGUAACAUCAUGUUCUAGCUUUGUCGACAUCAUCAUAUUAAUACUUUUUUGAAACUAAAUAGUAUGUAAAAAAUGCGGGUUUUGCAAAUAGUUCUUCUUUAACCCAAUGGAUAAAGACUAAAAAAAUAGCAUAUAUAUAUUCAGACAAAAUGCUUAUUAAGAUCAAUUUUGUCAUGCUAAAUCUUAUAUUUCAAAUAUAUUCCAUAAAUUUUGUAACAUUUAUAAAUUUAAAAUAAAAUAUGAUGUAAAAUUAAAGUAAGUAAAAGCUUUUUUAUCACUUUUUUAAAAAAUCAUUACUUCAUAGAAAAUUAAGAAAUGAAUAACAAUUCAUGUAAAGGAUGUAAAAGUCGUAGAUGCUCAAAUUAAAAAAAAAAUAUUGUUGAAGGAUAUAAUUUACGUGUUACAGUAGAUUGUACCUCACAACAUGUUAUAAUUCUUUUUAUAUGUAAGAAAUGUUAGGUAUUGUAUGUUUGUUAAACUUAACAAAAUACUUUCAAGCGUACGAAUAAUCAUACAUUUGACAUUAAGAUUUUCAUUGAGCCUUCUUAUUUUUCCUAAUGUUGCAAUUCAAUUUAUAGUAUUGAUCAUUUUAGCAGUUUUUUUAUUCAUGCCUAUUGAUAAAGUUAAGUGUGAUAUGAGCAAAUAAUGGAGAGAAGCAUACUUGAUUCACAAACUUAAUGUUAUGCAUAAAGCAUAGAUUUAUAAAUAUUAUACGAUGUAAAAAUAUGUUAUAUAUCUGUCAACUGUCUUUUAUUCCAACUGUUUCUUUUAUUGUUUGUGUGUCAUAUUGUAUCUUGCAUGAUCCGAAUGUUUGUUUGUCGCUGUUAUUUUUUUGCUGAUGUUUUAUCAUUGAUAUUCACCCAUUUAUACAUUUAGAUUGAAUAUCAUUGUACCAUAUUUGAAUACUUUCCAGAUAUAUUUUCCGUUGCAAACGACGUCACGUUUUGUCAUGAUUCCGGCGUUUCGUCAUUACCUGAUUUAAUGAUAUCAUUUGCAUGUAGGCUGUGGCUGAAGCGUAUGUAAUAAAUUAAUAAGAAAACGGAGAUGAAUCGAUAUUUAAAGAAUUUAAUAAUAAUAUAACAAAAACACUAUUUUUACUAUUAUAGCAGGUUAUUAUGAAUCAAGUAUCGUCAUUAACGACCAAAUGUUCAUAUUUAAACGGUUACAGACACUUUAUAUUUCAUCUUUUAUUUUGACCUAACAUUAUCAUGUUAUACUUUAUAGAUAAGAUUAAUCUUUUUUUAAAAAUCUAACAAACCCCAAAAGUAAAUUUGCGUCAAUUUUUAAACUGAUCGGAUGAGGGGUUUGUUUCUGAGAUUUAUAUUAUUGUUUAUUUUAGUGUAUUGUUAUAUUUAUUCUCAACCCUUAGGUUUCGAUAUAGAUCGUUUUUUUAUUAUUUUUGAUUGAAGCAUGCGGAAAAAUUUGUUAUAAUAUUUGUAUAGCGUUUUGUCCUUUAAAGCAUCUUUUUUAUAUAAAAAAUACUGGUGUCCACAUGAUAACUUUUGAAGAAUUUCAUUUUUUUUGCUUUUAUUUGAUAUAUAGAUCUGUUAUGUCAAAACAAGUUAAGUUUGUUUUCGCAACAAUAAAGUAUAAUGGAUAUAGUUAUAUCCCUUUGAAAGCAAAUUAUUGGGUUCCGCAUGAUUACCUUUAAAUGAUUUCAACUUUUUAGUUGAUAUUUGGUAUGAAUGUAUGUUAUGUCUUUUCACGGGUCAAGUUUAAUUUAUCUACGUUUUUAACCAAUAUAUGCCACUUAAUAUGCAAACAAGUAUGUUCCGUUGACUUCUAUUGCUUAUAUGCUUUUGCCUCAAAACGAUUUAUUUUUGUUGCCAUGCUUUUUUCGUUUCCUGUUAGUUUGUGUUUGACGAAUGGAAAGCAAAUGUAAAUUCAUAAUAAAAAAUUGCUUUUAAAUUAUAUAAGUUUUUGUGAAAGUCAUUUGUCUUGUAUUUCGGAGGUUUAACACGAGCAUAUACCACUUAUAGGGAAGAGAUGUUUGAAUGAAAUGAUAAUUAAAAAACGUUUUAGAAUUUUAUUCUGUCUGAGAAAGAAAAAUAUGUAUCACCACUUAUACAAUGCUUGAUAUACUGCUGUUCACAAUUCAUUUUUGUAUUGGUUGUUAUUUGUAAUGUAAAUACUACUUUUUACUUUAUGCAUUAUACAACCCUAACUAUUUAGUCCUUGGACCCAUCCUGCAGUCUGACCGAACACUGUACUGUUUUUUAUCAUUGUAUUCGAAUGCCUUUAUUUUAAUUGGCUACUCAAAACUAACAGCACAACAAAUCUAUGGUAAAAUGCAGCAGUUGAUGAAUUCAUUAUGUCACUUUGUACAUACUUCUUAUGAUUGUUAAUCAAAGUGCCUUUAUAGACAAAGUUUGUAUGUGAGUUUAACAAUUUAUUUUUUCAUUUUUCUUGAAUAUAUGAAAUAUUUAUAAACUUUUUGUUUUCAAUCAUAAUUCAUGUUUCUUUUGUCAGUUGAAAAUGUAGAUUGAACUUGUAUAUAUGUGUGGUAUUUUUAAAUGCAUGACAUUUUUUAUUGUGUUAGCUGUACAUCAAAAGCGUUCUUCAUCUGUCUAAAUAAAUAAAUACAUAUUUAC
Messenger RNA from Ruditapes philippinarum (Manila clam), 9018 nucleotides. RefSeq lists its product as uncharacterized. Lineage: Eukaryota; Metazoa; Mollusca; Bivalvia; Venerida; Veneridae. The record is from RefSeq and is a predicted model, not a curated record. Gene Ontology annotation, biological process: signal transduction. The transcript is spliced from 2 exons. The coding region runs from base 40 to 2430 and encodes 796 amino acids. Gene Ontology annotation, molecular function: protein binding.